Sinocyclocheilus grahami is the source of this 2612-nucleotide messenger RNA. Its product is annotated as semaphorin-3D-like. Gene Ontology annotation, biological process: semaphorin-plexin signaling pathway; positive regulation of cell migration; neural crest cell migration. Gene Ontology annotation, molecular function: chemorepellent activity; semaphorin receptor binding. The transcript has 12 exons. NCBI's taxonomy places the organism in Eukaryota, Metazoa, Chordata, Actinopteri, Cypriniformes, Cyprinidae. The record is from RefSeq and is a predicted model, not a curated record. Gene Ontology annotation, cellular component: plasma membrane. The coding region runs from base 1 to 1740 and encodes 579 amino acids.
AUGCUCACUUUAGAUGGGGACCUGUAUGCUGGGACGUCAGUAGACUUCAUGGGAACAAACGCUGCCAUUUUUCGCACAUCUGUGCAUAGCAGCAAUCAACACUAUAUCCGCACUGAAGCUUACCAGGACCAGUGGCUAAAUGAGCCGGAGUUUGUGGGAUCAUAUUCCAUCCCUGAAACACACAGCUUGGACGAUGACAAAGUCUACUUCUUCUUCAAAGAGACCGCUGUAGAGUCCAACCAGCUCGACAAGCGUAUCUACAGUCGAGUGGCUCGUGUCUGCAAGAAUGACAUAGGUGGAAAACGAAGCUUGAUUAAUCGCUGGAGCACCUUCCUGAAGGCCAGGCUGGUGUGCUCUGUACCAGGACCUGGAGGCAUGGACACACACUUUGACGAGCUGGAGGACAUAUUUCUCUUGGAGACCAAAGAUCCACAGAAUCCAGUCAUCUACGGUGUCUUCUCCACUUCCAGCUCUGUCUUCAAAGGUUCAGCCGUUUGCGUCUAUACCAUGGCCUCCAUCCGAGCCGCCUUCAACGGGCCUUUUGCGCAUAAGGAGAGCCCUGAUUAUCGCUGGAUGGAGUACAAGGGGAAGAUCCCUUAUCCACGGCCGGGGACGUGUCCAAGUGAAACCUAUGACCCUUUGCACAAGUCCACCCGAGAUUUCCCAGAUGAUGUUGUGAGCUUCAUGAGGACCCAUCAGCUGAUGUGGGAACCAGUGAUGCCCAUCCAUAGGCGUCCUGUCUUCACUCGGAUCAACACCCCCUACAGGCUGAAGAAGCUUGUGGUUGAUAGGGUUGAUGCCGAGGACGGCCAGUAUGAUAUCUUACAUCUUGGCACAGAUGAUGGCAGAGUAUUAAAGGUGGUCUCUGUACCUAAAGAGAACUGGGAAACUGAAGAAAUCAUUCUAGAAGAGCUUAAUGUCUUCAAGACUCAAACCACGAUACUAAGCAUGGAGCUCUCCACCAAGAGGCAAGUGCUAUUUGUAAGCAGUGACGAAGGGGUCGUCCAGCUGCCUGUGCAGAGGUGUGAGCUAUAUGGUAAAGCGUGUGUAGACUGCUGUCUAGCUCGUGACCCAUACUGCGCUUGGGACGGGUCCUCCUGUACCAACUACUUCCCCAGCAACAAAAGGCGUGCCCGGAGGCAGGAUGUGAGGUAUGGAGACCCCUGGAGCCAGUGUCAGGACAUGAGAGAUGGUUCAGAGAAUGCUGAGCUGAAGACGGUUUACGCCGUGGAGACGAACUCAACCUUCCUGGAAUGUGUCCCGCGUUCACCACAAGCGACGAUCAAAUGGAUAAUUCAGCCAAACCACAGCCAAACCAGCAAAGAGUUGGUUCCAGGUGAAGAAAACCUCAUCCACAUGCAACGCGGGCUCCUCCUCCAGCACUUAGCAUCUGCUAAUGCUGGCCUGUACCUCUGCGUAGCCUAUGAACACUCGUUCUCCCGCACGCUAGCGCGCUACGAGCUCCACGUCAUCCCCCAGAACCAUAUGCCGAAAGCGCAGAACACCCAUCCCGGAAAUUACGCGACCUUGCCGCGGAGCUACAAGGAACUCCAUCUAAUGGGAGUUAGUGGGCUAACGGCCGACGAGUACUGUGAACAACUGUGGUACCGUGAAAAACGGCGACAGCAGAAACUUCGCACGCUAAAGUGGAAGCAGGUGUCUGAAAAUCGUAAAGCGAGGGUUAGGCGACAAAAUCCACCAAACGGGCCUCUAGAUGGAGGUGAAACGGCAGACUUUUGAUGAAGAGAAGGACUGUGUCACUUCAUCUGGACAAUUAGUAUCCUGUUUAUAGCUUAAAGGCUACAUUCCGACUAACUACAACAAGCGAAUGCUAAUGUUAGCACAACAACAAAGGCUACAGACUAUAAGAACUGUAUUAUUCUUCUAUUAAGUCCACACUUAAGUUUUAUUUUGUAGCCUGUGCUAGUGUUAGCAUGUAGCUUUAACACAGUGUAACCAAACAGACUGUAGCUGUGCAACUGUUAUGAAUUUGCACAGUCUGGCAUCCACAUUUCACAUACAUUUAAUUGUAUUAUAUUGUUUGUCAACCUUGAAAUACAAGCACCUAUGCUAAAUGCUAGGCAUGCUUGGAAAGCUAAUAUUGAAAAUAAGCUAACGCACUGUUUUGAGUGAAAUGUGGUGCAAAGAUGAACUGGCUUCUUUUGCUUUCACUAGGCAUGUAGAUUAAAUAGUCCCUAGAGCAUUGUAUUACUAUUAUAUUUGGACUCUUGAUACAGUCAAAUGUACAAAUUUAACGUUUGUUCUGACAACAUAAGGUGCCUCCAUGUUCAGAGGAAGUUUGCCCUGGAUGUUCCCUUCAUGUUUCCUUCCCCUUCCAGAACAAUCUCUUCUACUCUUUCCUGAGAACAUCUUUGAGUAAAUAUUGUGUUUGUUUUAUGACUCCUUUGCAAAUCUCUCCACUCUGCGCCCUUGUGUGUACAGUAUGUGUAAGAUGUGGUCGUGUGUGAAAGCAUCUGGGGAUGGUAAGUAGAAAAUGGCCUCUAAAGAUCAAAGAGCCUUUAAAUAUUCUCCGCUGCCCAUGAAAAUGACUUCCAGAAUCAUCAUGCUUUUGUUCUUCACCAUAACUAAAUGAAAAUACACUAAAUGUACAU